AUGAUAACAUCCUGGUAUUUAGUAGGUGACAAUAUACAAAAAAAAAACAGAGUACACUACACUACGCUACAGACCAAACCAAGUCUCAACCUGCAAGUCCCCACCAACGUCACCGCCGUCACCACCGACAUUACCACCGCCCCAGGGUCCCACGCGCCCGUCACGCGGGCCGACAUCAUCACGCGGGCCGACAACAUCACGCCGCAGCCGCCAACACCACUGUGCCAUCAUCUACCCACAGGAACAGGGACACUUGUACUCGCUCUCCCAAGCCAACCCACCAACCACCAACCAGCGAACCAGCGAACCAGCCAAUCAACUACCCUGCCCACCCCGCAGAUCCAAUCCCCUCAAACCCUGCACUUCCAGACCCCGACUCGCAAACGCACCAUCAGCAAUGCAAGCACCAUCCAGAUGCCAGCCGCACAUCCCCUAAGCAGUGUACACAAACCAUGUACUGUAAAGGUAGUAUCUAGUACUAACUAG
Messenger RNA from Ascochyta rabiei, 486 nucleotides. RefSeq lists its product as uncharacterized. The transcript has a single exon. NCBI's taxonomy places the organism in Eukaryota, Fungi, Ascomycota, Dothideomycetes, Pleosporales, Didymellaceae. Bases 1 to 486 code for a protein of 161 amino acids. The record is from RefSeq and is a predicted model, not a curated record.